Molecule: messenger RNA, 1224 nt
Organism: Manihot esculenta (cassava)
Lineage: Eukaryota; Viridiplantae; Streptophyta; Magnoliopsida; Malpighiales; Euphorbiaceae
Exons: 4
Coding region: 348-791 (147 amino acids)
Source: RefSeq, a predicted model, not a curated record
AUAAUUAUAUCAACUUCAGCUAAGUUCAUUUUAAAAUCCAAUUUACUAGUCAAAUGUACACACAACAGAGGAAUCGUUAAUUUCCCCGAAAAACAGAGACGGAUGCUUUGUUUUUGUCGUUAAAUGGACAGAUAACAGCUCAAACAAGAGUCCACCUGGAAGAAAAAGGAGGUCACUCCCUGUUAGAAUACAUUGCCGAAGAGAGUUCAAAGUAGGUGGGGCAUCAAGCAGUUGACUUGGGCUUUUGGCUGUCUCAGCAUAGGCAUUGAAGAAACCCUUUUAAAACCAUCGGAGGAGUCCUGAAUUGCGAAACCAAUUGGUACUUUGAGAAAGUGAAGCAGAAGGAGAUGGAGAUACAGCAGUCAUGGAGGGUGAGAUUGUCCUUCAAGAACGCGACGAUUUUCUUGACAAUAUUGAAUGUCAUCACUGCCCUUUUCUUGCUUCAUGGAUUUCUCUCCUCCGCCUCUUCCCGCAACAGCAGACUCUCAUCUAACCAAUUCAAUUCAGUUCAGCUGAGCUACAUCAAGGAGUCUGAAGAAAUACGCCUUGCAAUGCGACCUUGGGCACUGAUAAAAAGAGUGAGGGAAAUUGAGCAAGAAGCAUAUGCAGAACCAGAAACAGAGCAACAGAAAGAUACAAAGCAAACUGCUGCUGUUGGUCUUUCAAAAAGUUUAAAGAGUUUUCGUUCUAUUAAUGAUGCCUCCAGCUUGAAAGCCCUGGAAGAAUGGCGUAGUAGAAAGAUGGAACGAGCUAGACUACGGGCGAUGAGCUUCCCCAAACGGGUGCUGUAAUGAUUAUGUGGACUUCAAACCACCUGCUAUAUAAAAGCUAUUUCAAAAUAUAUACAUGUAUAUAUCGCAACGUUAUUCCAUAAAAGAUAGAGCACUUAUGCUUGCCAUCUUAAAGCUAUAUUUAAGAACAGAUCAUUUUAUUGCUAAUAUUAUUGAAAAAAGAAAAUAGUUUAAGUUCGUUUAGCAAACGAGUUAAACUUAAAUUUUAUAGUAUUCAUUUCGUUAAGUUUUGUAAACUGGACUUGUUAACGUUCAAAAGUUUGACUCGUUUUCGAGUCCAUGAGUAAAGCUCAUAAAUUUAGCUCGUUUCUAAGUUUAUGAACAAACUCGCAAACAGACUCAUGAACAGUUCCGCUAAAAAGACUGAGAAUAAUAUCGGAGAAAUAAAUUCAAAUUUUAUAUAUAUUUUCAUGAGUCAAAUCUAAAUUUUAUA